This is a messenger RNA of Plasmodium vivax (malaria parasite P. vivax), 2433 nucleotides long. RefSeq names its product ATP dependent RNA helicase, putative. Lineage: Eukaryota; Apicomplexa; Aconoidasida; Haemosporida; Plasmodiidae. Gene Ontology annotation, biological process: maturation of LSU-rRNA from tricistronic rRNA transcript (SSU-rRNA, 5.8S rRNA, LSU-rRNA). The transcript is spliced from 7 exons. The record is from RefSeq and is a predicted model, not a curated record. Gene Ontology annotation, cellular component: nucleolus. The coding region runs from base 1 to 2433 and encodes 810 amino acids. Gene Ontology annotation, molecular function: ATP binding; nucleic acid binding.
AUGGUGUCGUAUUUAUGUGCAGCAAAAAUAACCCAUCGUGGUGUUUUUAACCCGAUUAAGAAAAAAAUGUUGCGUAAAGGUGAUAUCCCCGGAGCUGCCCUCAAUGAAAUUUCAACCAAAAGAACCAUUUCUACAACAAUAAAAUUGGUUAACUAUAAUCCCUAUUUUUUGGUUCGAAAAAAUGAAAAAGGGGACUGCAGAUUUUUUCACCAUAGGAAUAAUUUAAGCAGCCAUUUUUUUGAAGGCAGAAAAGGACUCGGAGGAAGCAAAAAUAGCAUUUCGUAUAGCAACAAAAUUGAUCAAAAGUAUGAGGAAAAUCCUUCAGAGGGUUGUGCAGAUGAGGAAAAUUUUCCAAAUGUAGAAAAGACUGCUAACUGGAAAUGGGAAGAAACGAGCCGACAUGAGAAUCUCACAAAUGGAGAUAGCCCGCAGAGUGGACAGAACAAAAUUUUAAACAGACAUGAAUACGUCGAUCUGAAUUUGCUAAACAUCGAUGAAGAAAUUGUGAAUAACUUAAAGCAUGUACUUGUCUACAACAAGACAGGGACGGGGAAAACGCUCAGCUACUUGCUACCGUUAAUACAAAAAUUGAUAAAUGAAAAAUUCGAUUGUAAGAGGAAGAUAUUAAUUUUGACGCAGAAUAUUUAUCUCUGCAAACAGUUAUAUAUUUACAUUUUGUCCAUUUACCCCAAUUUAAAUGUGUGCAUUUUGUUCGAUGAACAUGAUCCGUCCGAUCGUGUGAAAAAAAUAAAGCAAGACGUAAUUGGGAAGGAAGAAUUCGCUCACAAGUUGAAUGAACAGAAUAGCGAUUUGUAUAGAGAAAACUACGGCAUCCAUUUUUACCUAGCCACGCCAAAUAAAUUAGAGUUUUACAUAAAGAAUUAUAAGAAUACGAAAAAAAAUGAAAAGAACGUCAUGAACAAUAUUUUAAAUUGUGUGCACACCAUCGUUGUAGAUGAGUUUGAUUACAUAGUCGAAAGUAGAAAGUUGAUUUUCAAUUUUUUAUUUAAAAGGGAUUUGCUAAACGGGGGGGAUGAUGAGGUGACCGCAAAAGGGAAUGAUACUAAUGGGGAAAAAUUUAAUCGUGAAAAUUAUCAAAUAUAUUUGUUCACAGCAAAUAUGAAUGAACUGAUGAGGAAAAAAAUUAACGACCAUUUAUGCGGUUUUGUUUUUUUUGAUUUUAUUAAUGGGGUUAAAGAAGUUAUUCAAAAUAAAGUGGAUGAAGAAAGAGCGAGUGUGUUAAAAAAUUCGCAACAUAUAAUUCAGUUGCUCAGCAGAGAGAACAAGUCUUCCAGCCUGUGCAGCUUAAACAUCGCCCACUUUAUAUGCAAAAUAAAUACCCCCUCGAAGUAUAAGUAUGUAUCGUACUUUUUAAAUGAGUUUUUUUUUUUAAAGAGAAAAAAUGUGUCAGGGAAAAGAGGGACCCACCAGUUGUCGGACAAAAAUGACGAGUGCGAUGGUGACAAGUUGAUCCGGGAUUACAUGGGCAGGGACCCCCUUGAGGAGAGGGAGAAGGAGGAUAAAAUAAGCAAGUGCAUAAUUUUUGCCAACUCCAAGGAAGAGGUCGAAAAGCUGCACGAGAACUCCUUCCUGAAGCCCCACUCAGUUAUGAUGCACUCGGAACUGCUAACGUUGCAGAAAAACGAAAAUAUAAAUCUGUUUAAGUUGGGGAAAAAACCCAUCCUCAUCACGACGGAUAUCGUGAGCAGGGGGCUCGACAUAGAUAACGUUAUUUUCAUUCUGAAUUACUCGCCCCCUACGUCCCCAAAUGAUUACAUACAUAGAUCGGGUCGAACCGGAAGAGCGAAAGAGAAGGGAGUCUGCCUAACGAUGUACCAUAAAUAUGAAUAUAAAAAUCUGGACAAGAUAAUGAAGUAUACCAAAAAUAAUUUCCAAGUUAUUUUAUGCCCCCAUGUAGAUGAAGUCUACAAAUUUUCAGUGGACAGUUUGACAGAAAGCAUAAUGAAGAUCGCCCCGGAGGAAUACGAAUUUCUUAAUGAUAGAUCAAAGGAGCUACUAAAAACGCAUGGUACAAAAAUCAUCGCGCAGAUACUCUCCGUUUUGCUAAAACAUGACAGAAAGGGACACAGCGUUUCUCUGCUAUCUGGAAAGAAGAACUACGUCGCUGUUUUGAUAAAGGACCCCUUUUUUGAGGCAAUAAAAAAUAAGGACGAUAUUGUUAACUUGAUGAAAGUCACCACGGGAAAUAAAAACAUGUCAAAUGUUGUCGGAGAUGUGGCCAAAUGUGAUGAGGGCUACAUUGCAGACAUUUCUAGCACGCACGUUAAUAAAAUUAUAAGCUUGUACAAUAGCUCCAACUCGGAAUAUAAGAACAAGGGUGUACAAAUUGACACUGUAAUAGAAUUACCUCCAUUGAUUCGCGAAAAAAAAACCAUCAUAAGAAAAAACAGAAAAGUCCCAUGGAUAAAAUAG